ACCACAACAUAAUUGAUUCUAGGAAUAUUCCGUUUUCAUUUCGUCAAGGGGCGUAUUUUACUUAAAUCAUCGUUCUUUAUAAUUACCAUAUUAUAGAAAUUAUACCAUGCAUAAUCUUUUUCCCCGUUUCAUAUUUUUUAAACAAAUUCUCAUACUGUUCAAAUAAAGAAACGUAUUUGAGGUUUUGGUAAGGAUAGUUAUCAUUCCUUUAGCAAACAAAGAGUAGAGUCUUGAAAUAAAUACUUGUUUGGAAGGAUUUUAGCCAGGCUAUUGAAUGAAACUCCACAUUUUUCCGGACGACCAAUGAACGCAAACCAUGAGCUCCCCAUCACCUGAUCACGAAGGGAUCACGUUCUUUUCUAGCCAAUCUGAGGCGAGGGGGUCAUAUCUCUCUUUUAUAAAUGGAACCGUUAGGACACAUUUUGCGGUAGAGAAUGAAACGAAAACAUUUGGAAUUACACAGAACAUUUACAGAAGGCUGUACCAGGCUUUUGAUCCUAAUUCCUUACUUGAUAUAAGGUUUUCCAGGCGCUCAUUGAAAAAAUGGCCACGUCAGAGAGUGCCAGUUUGAGUAAAACUGUGAAGCAGCAUUAUAUGGACCUUUCUCAGGGAGACAAGGUCCAGGCCAUGUACAUCUGGAUAGAUGGGACUGGAGAGGGGCUCCGCUGCAAGACCAGAACUCUGGAUUCUGAACCCAAGAACAUUGCUGAUCUCCCAGAGUGGAACUUUGAUGGUUCCAGUACGUACCAGUCGGAGGGCUCCAACAGCGAUAUGUACCUUAUCCCUGCUGCCAUGUUCAGAGACCCCUUCAGGAAAGACCCCAACAAACUGGUCCUGUGUGAAGUGCUCAAAUACAACCGCAAGCCUACAGAAACUAACCUCAGGCUGAUGUGUAAGAAGAUCAUGGAGAUGGUAGAGAACCAGGUGCCGUGGUUUGGCAUGGAACAGGAGUACACCAUCCUGGGAACAGACGGACAUCCGUUUGGCUGGCCUUCCAACGGCUUCCCUGGUCCACAAGGCCCCUACUACUGUGGUGUGGGAGCAGACAAGGCGUAUGGUAGAGACAUCGUAGAAGCCCACUAUAGAGCUUGUCUAUAUGCUGGGGUUAUGAUAUGUGGCACCAAUGCUGAAGUCAUGCCAGCUCAGUGGGAGUUCCAGGUUGGGCCAUGUGAAGGUAUCAACAUGGGUGACCACCUCUGGGCUGCUCGGUUCAUCCUCCACCGGGUGUGUGAAGACUUUGGUGUGGUGGCCUCAUUCGACCCCAAGCCCAUCCCUGGGAAUUGGAAUGGCGCUGGCUGCCAUACAAACUUCAGCACCAAGGAGAUGAGAGAAGAUGGCGGAUUGAGGGGCAUCGAAGAUUCGAUUGAGAAGUUGGGAAGGAGACACCGCUACCACAUCCGUGCCUACGACCCCAAAGGGGGGCUGGACAACGCCCGGCGCUUGACCGGUCACCACGAAACGUCCAACAUCCAUGAGUUCUCAGCCGGCGUGGCGAACCGCGGCGCCAGCAUCCGCAUACCCCGCUCGGUGGGUCAGGACAAGAAGGGCUACUUCGAGGACCGCCGCCCAUCUGCUAACUGCGACCCAUAUGCAGUCACAGAAGCGCUGAUACGCACAUGUUUGCUCAGUGAAGAGGGGGAGGAGCCUAAAGAAUACAGCAAAUGAACUAGAUACUCUUUUGGUCUGAAAUAAUCCCCCUCCUGUCCUAUUGAGCUACAUCUCAAGUGUCAUUCCAAGUACUGUUUUGUCUGGCUUUGUAAACCCCUUGCAUAUUGCAAGUCUUGACCAUCCAUGUAUGGCUUGCUUUUUAACCCUUUUCAUGGGAGAAUCUUCGGUACAUUCUGCAGUCUGUGUUCAGGGUAGAGUAGAUCCCUACCUUUUGAUCACUGCCAACAUUGCCCUUUUUAAUUGAUGCUAUGGACUUAACAAUUCCAGACAGAUGUCUGUUGGAGGGAUAAAUGUUUUCUAUAUAUAGGUCUACUUCUAGUUGUGUAUCAAUUUGCUACUCAUAAUAUUGUUUAACAUGAUUUACUAACCAAGAUGCUGUAGAUUUGAUUGUGGGGGGGUCCGUCUCUUAAGGAUUUGUAUACUGUUCUAGUGGCCAGCUAUGGAACUUAUAGUGACAGGUUCUGUCUUUUUUGUAACAUAAAAAAAAUAUAUAAUUUUACCAUAA
Oncorhynchus kisutch (coho salmon) is the source of this 2173-nucleotide messenger RNA. Its product is annotated as glutamine synthetase, mitochondrial. NCBI's taxonomy places the organism in Eukaryota, Metazoa, Chordata, Actinopteri, Salmoniformes, Salmonidae. Gene Ontology annotation, cellular component: cytoplasm. Bases 544 to 1665 code for a protein of 373 amino acids. The transcript is spliced from 7 exons. The record is from RefSeq and is a predicted model, not a curated record. Gene Ontology annotation, molecular function: glutamine synthetase activity.